AUGGACGUGGCGCUGGAGUGGUACUACGCGGUGCCGCUGCUCUUCACAGCCCUGGCCGUCCUCCUCGCCUCGGCCUUUGUGAAGCUGCGAGCGCCGGCGGGGGACAAAGGGGCGGCCGCGGGAGAGCCCCGAGCCCCCGGCGCUGCGGCGAAGCGGCCGGGCGGAGGGGAGGAGCCCCCGCGAGGGCAGGAGGCUGAAGGGGCCGAGGAAGCCGCGGCCGAGGCGGGGAGGCCCGCGGAGGAAGCAGCCGCGGCUGGAGGGAAGGAGCAAGACGAGCGGCCAGAGCAGCACCGGCGGCAGCAGCAGGAGGACGAGGACGCCGCUGCAUCUCGCACCGCGAACGCAGAAGCGCCGAGUCCCCCUCCGGAGGGGAAGGUUCCCAGCCACGCGGCUGCCGCUGCGCUCCAGGGAGAAGAGGCGGAGGACGACGAAGACGACGACGAGGAGGAGGAGGAGGAGGGAAGCAAGGAGGAAGACCAAGAAUCAGAAACUGAGAAACUGGUGGAGAAGGAACUUGAUUCUGAAAAUGUAGAUGAACAGUUCUCCUUUAAAUAUAGUCCUGGGAAACUGAGGGGAAACCAGUACAGAACCCUUCUGACCAAAGAAGAACUUGAAGAGGAACAAAGGAUUCAGAGACAGCAGUUGGCUGCCAUCUUCAGUCUCAUGAAGGAAAAAGCAGAAACAUUUGGGGAGAUGACUGAAACUGAUAUCAAAGAACAGCUUAAGCUUUAUGACAUGUAAGCCACCAAGUCUCACCACCGUUUCCUUAGUCCUUUGGUACACUGAAAGCUGCAGAGUACUUCAAGAUAACGCUUGAGAUUGUUUAGGCCUCUGGAAAAGAAGUUAAGACCUGCU
Heteronotia binoei (common prickly gecko) is the source of this 855-nucleotide messenger RNA. RefSeq names its product matrix remodeling associated 7 (gene MXRA7). Bases 1 to 741 code for a protein of 246 amino acids. The record is from RefSeq and is a predicted model, not a curated record. Lineage: Eukaryota; Metazoa; Chordata; Lepidosauria; Squamata; Gekkonidae. The transcript is spliced from 4 exons.